Cylas formicarius (sweet potato weevil) is the source of this 1773-nucleotide messenger RNA. RefSeq names its product vacuolar fusion protein CCZ1 homolog (gene Ccz1). Gene Ontology annotation, biological process: vesicle-mediated transport. The coding region runs from base 242 to 1639 and encodes 465 amino acids. The transcript is spliced from 8 exons. Lineage: Eukaryota; Metazoa; Arthropoda; Insecta; Coleoptera; Brentidae. The record is from RefSeq and is a predicted model, not a curated record. Gene Ontology annotation, cellular component: Mon1-Ccz1 complex; intracellular membrane-bounded organelle.
CGGCAUCAACCACACGUUUAGAUGUCAGUUGUUGACAUUUAGUAAUUCUACUGUGGUUAAUUGACCUUCACCAGCUUUGAUACAAGAGAUAUGCAAAAAAGUAAUCAAGUAAAUUGAAAACAACGCAAUGUUUUAGCCAAUUGAAAUAUGAAGAAAGUACACCAACUUUACAAUUACAUUUGAGGUUAUGCGUAAACUAACCCCACAUCUUUAGGAGUGAACUAUAAAAAAAAAGCAAACGAUGGGAACGGAAAAGGAAUUAUCGUUAAAAAACUUUUUCAUUUUUAAGCGAUUAUAUGGUUGUAGAGAAGAAGAACAAAUUAAAAAGAUUCUUUAUUAUUUUCCAAUAUCAGACAACACAGACGUGCAAAUUAAAAACGUCGGUCUGGCCGAGGGCAUUAUACAAUUCGCUGAAACUUUCAAACCUAGUUCUCCCGUUAAUGCACUGCACACAAACACCACUAGGCAGUUAUAUUUCCAACCAGAAACUGAUGUUUGGUUUGUGAUGACAUUGAAUUUGGCAUUAACAACAAAUAUAAAAGAGAGUGUUAGCACAAGUGAGUACUUACAAGAUGACCUACAAGACAAUAUAUACGAAGCCCGCCUGAAACAAGCCUAUUACAUGUACCGAUUAUUUUGUGAUUGCAUUUUGAAGUCCAUCGAAGACAGUCAUGAAGAAAUUUUAAAGAGUAGACUGGAGUUAUUCUUCAAUGCUUAUUUAGUAAAUAUGAAUUUAUCAAACUGUGAUAUUUUGGAUUUGUUGUUGGGCAUUCAGUACAUGCCUCUGGACAAACAAACUUUUCUUAAUGUGCAGUGUUUCAUAAGCAUGCUGGAAUGCAAAUUUGAUUUCAUCGAAAGGUGUCUAUUUUUAUACAAUGAGCAUGUUAUUUGGAACGGUUUGGAACCAACAGAUCUUCAAAUUAUUUACCAAUAUCUGAUCCGAACUUUACUUCCGGCGAAUGUAGAAACGGAAUUGAAAGGUGGAUCAGUGCCUAGAAAUCUCCCGUCUCCUUUUGCUGCUUCCCAAAAUGGCAGGUUCAUUACGGGACCCACAAAUCUAAAACAAGCCAAAGUUGUUGGUAAAGUACCCAAAGUCCACUUAUUCAGUGUAGGUACAGCUAAAGAGUAUCAUCUUAUCAUAUACAGGUCUCUAAGUGCGACUGUAUGCCUGUUUGUAAAAGGUGAAGUAGAGUUAACUUUGGACAUGUUCAAGGAAGUGAAUGACUUUAUGGUGUUUAAACUAGUUGAGGUGGUUACGGACAUUGCUGAGUUUUGCUCCAAACGAAGUGUGGUACCAUCAAAUCAUCCAGAAACCACACCCCGGUUCAUAUAUUUUGACAAAACAAAUAAGGCAUAUAGAAGUACUGUCCACUUAGAUAACAAACGGUCUGGGAAUAUUUGCUGCAACAUAGAAUCCUUGCGCAUCAUAGCAGACAUGAACGAAAACAAACACCUCCUCGGCCCAGUAGGAGAAAGUAUAGUAAAAACAAUGAAUGAGUUUUGGGUCGUGAGCAAAACCUCUAACUCCAGGGAAUUUUAUGUGGUUUUGCAGCAAAAAAACGCCAGCCUUAUUGAAAUUAGUGAGGAGGUGAAGAAAUUGUGUGACUCUGAAUUAAAAGGAAUUUUCUUUCAUUCUUAAUUAUGCAAAGCCCAUGGAUAUGGAAGAUAAAGCAGACUCUUAAAGUGAUAAAAUGUACAUACUAUUUAUUCCAUAUGUAUAAUAUCUAAAAUUAAUUCCAAUGGAGAUAUUACAUAUUACUUUUUUUUCACGGU